Molecule: messenger RNA, 180 nt
Organism: Saccharomyces kudriavzevii IFO 1802
Lineage: Eukaryota; Fungi; Ascomycota; Saccharomycetes; Saccharomycetales; Saccharomycetaceae
Gene: RPL29
Product: 60S ribosomal protein eL29
Exons: 1
Coding region: 1-180 (59 amino acids)
Biological process (GO): cytoplasmic translation
Cellular component (GO): cytosolic large ribosomal subunit; ribosome
Molecular function (GO): structural constituent of ribosome
Source: RefSeq, a predicted model, not a curated record
AUGGCUAAGUCUAAGAACCAUACCGCUCACAACCAAACCAGAAAGGCCCACAGAAACGGUAUCAAGAAGCCAAAGACCUACAAGUACCCUUCUUUGAAAGGUGUUGAUCCAAAGUUCAGAAGAAACCACAAGCACGCCCUACACGGUACUGCUAAGGCUUUGGCUGCUGCCAAGAAAUAA